Molecule: messenger RNA, 4752 nt
Organism: Passer montanus (Eurasian tree sparrow)
Lineage: Eukaryota; Metazoa; Chordata; Aves; Passeriformes; Passeridae
Gene: MSANTD4
Product: Myb/SANT DNA binding domain containing 4 with coiled-coils
Exons: 3
Coding region: 2356-3393 (345 amino acids)
Source: RefSeq, a predicted model, not a curated record
GGGGACCGGGCGGGGCGGCGGCGGGACCGGCCCGGGGAUGGGGCGGCCGCUCCCCCGCGGCCUGGGGGCCGCCCCCGCCGCCCCCGCGGGGGUACAGCGGUGGGGCUCCCCGCCCUCGGCCCCUGGGCUGAUGAGGCGAUUGCCCUCCGUCUUAUCUCUCCACGGGGAGCCCCCGUUCCUAUUCCUCCUUCUCCCGGGAGAGUCGCAGGGCCCCGCCGGCCGGGGAGGCCCUGUCUUGCAGCGGGCCCACGGGCCCAUCUGCUCCGCGGGCCUCGGGCUGUGCUGGCCGGGCAGCCGGCCGUGCCCCCGCCUCCCUUUGUUGCCGCCUGGUUGGUUUCCGUGCAGCGCUCGGGUGGCACCGCGCUGAGCCCGGCCGCGGCCGUGCCGCCCUGGCGCCUCCCUGCACCGCGCCUCGACACGGGCAGGGCGCUCCGGCCCCGUCAGUCUGUGCCUUCAGUUGCCUGAGCUGCUUCCCACCUUCCGCGCUUCCUCCCUGCUUCGCUGAAUUAUCCUUUUAGUUGCUGCUGGUUCCCUUCUGUGCCUGCUUUUUCGUCUUUCACACGUUUCGUGUAAACCGCGGGCUUCUUGCAGGGCUUGUUGGGUGAUGUGCUGUGCAGUGCCCUGAUCCUCCUGUACUAAAAACCUUUGUACAAAAGCAUAAGUUGCUCCAAGCCAAUGUAGCUAUCUGUUAGGAAUCACAAAAAAGUUUUGUAGAAAGCCUUAGGCAGAAGAUACUCAAAUUUUGUGUAACAAAACUUAGAGAUAGUAGUCCUUGUAAUUUGAAUGGUUUUCUUUAUUCAAGCAUAAGCCCUAAAAGUUUAAAAAAAAAUAAAAUCAAAACAUCAUCUUUUGUAAAAGUAAUGAUUUUUGUAAAAUUCAAGUUUGAUGCUAGCAACAGUCUUCCACUCCUGGUGAAUGCAUGGAUCUUUUUGUUUGCUUCGUUGUUUGUUCAGUACAUUUGCUAAUAUUUUUUUCUUGGUCCAAGGUGUGGUCAGACAAUAAAGUGUGCACAAAAGAGACAGAAAAGACAGAGGCAGAAUGAGGAUGCUUCUGUCUUUAUGCCAAAGGUGAACCAGUGUUUCUACUGCAUGAACAGUGAACACACAGCAGCUUGAAGCUGCCUGUAGUGUACAUUGAAUCCCUGGACUACUUGACUUUUAAAGCUACCUGCAGUGGUAGGUAACAAAAAGACUGUUCAAAAUAAUCCUAAAUUGAACCUAUUGCCAAGCAUUCUAUGACCAAGAACUAUUUUUGAUUCUUAGUCUUUGCUUCCAGGAUUUGGUGGGUUCUUUUGGUUUUGGGUUUUUUUGGGUAAUGUGAUCUGUUAUUAAUGCAGUAAUAAUAUUCAUUACUGUGUUAAUAAUCCCCUCACUCUCCACUUCUCUGCAGAGAUGUCUGUCAGGUGAAUUAGUGGGGUUUAUGCUCUCUUCAGCAUCAGGCAUGGGACCAGCUGGUGCUGAGGGUAGAGCACUGGAUGAGCUGUAAAGCUGCCAUGGUAUCUGACAUGAGAUGUUCAGCAGCCUGAGAAGGACAUGGGAGGGUUUUACCAUGGGCAUAUAGUGACUUAAAUCUAUUUUCUGUUAAAAUGUCUCUAAUGAAUGACUUUUGUUUGAACUAGUAGUUAUUUUAUGACAUUCAACAGGAUUGCUUCAGUUCUUUUAUUUAUGAUUAUGUUAAGUUAGGAGAGCCUCAAAAAUGUCAACUUUUCAUGUUAAUUUACUUUUUAAAAAAUGAAAAUGGUUUCUUAUUUAAAAUGUGUCUCAGAAAUUUCAGUCCCCUCAACAUUUCAUGUUUUUAAAGUAAUGAUACAACAAUUUCAGCUUCUUUUGUAAAUAGAGCAUUCAAACUGAAAUGUGUGUGUCAAAUUUCAGUCUUAAGGAAAUCCUGACUGACAAAACUCUUAAGAACUGAAAGAAAAUAUCUGUACUUUUGUGAUGGAAAUACCAAAUCAACCUUAAGAGUUUGUGACAUGGAUGUAUUAAUAUAUCCAUGGUUUAUAAUUUAUAGAUUAGAGGAAGUAUCUAUGACUACUGUGUAUUGAAAGUUUAACAAAAUGGUUUUCCUUUAUCAAAUAAACAGUUAGUUCAAAAUAUGCAUUCCUUAAAUGAUGACUUAGGAGUCAAGUUGUUAAAUGAAAAUAUCUGGUGUAUACCUUGGAGAUUUAUCUUGUUUGCUCUUUUUCUCUUAGGAAGCCUGACAAAUAGAAAAAUACAACAAAGUGAAGAGAAAAUUUACUUCAUGAGAACUGAGCUCUGCUUUCAUUUGCUUUUAAAUUUAUUUGUAUUAGUAGCUGAUUAGUGUCAGAUCAUCUCUGUAGUCUGCUGUGGUGAAAUUUCUAGGUUAAGCCUGGAAAAAAUGAAACAGUUAAAAAGAAAAAGAAAAAGCAAUUUUAGUGUUCAGGAAACUCAAACUCUCCUUAAGGAAAUCAGAAAAAGGAGAGAAGUACUCUUUUCAAAGCAACUUAAUACAACAAUUAAUGAGAUGAAACGGAAAGCUUGGGAGGAAAUAGCAGAGUGUGUCAAUGCUGUAGGUGAAGGAGAGCAGAGAACAGGGACAGAAGUGAAAAGGCGAUACCUUGACUGGAGAGCACUCAUGAAGAGAAAACGUCUGAAUGCAAACAUCAAGGUAGUAGGUGCUGGGUUUCACCUUCCUUCAUCCAAUUUAGAUGACUCUCUCAAUGAAGACAUGGAUGAGAAAAUGGGAUUUGCAAUUGAAUCUAGUUUUGAGUGGCAAAAUAUCACUGACUUCAGAGAAGCUGGUGGAUCUUUAACAGAAAUCAAAGUAGAAGAGGAAGAGGAAGACCCGCAGAAUUUUGAAUUUCCUAUUGAGGAAGAAGAAGAAAUAUUGUCAUCAGUUCUGCCAGAUUCGAAAAAGGAGAAUGACCUACCAGACUUCCCCCACAUUGAAGAGUUCGGAAAUCUGAGCUCUGCUCAAGCUAGGCUAGCCUAUGAAGAUUCUCACUUGCUUAUAAAUCUGGAGAAGCAAAAGGUGGAGCUGGAGAAGCAGCGACUGGACAUCGAAGCCGAAAGGUUGCAAGUGGAGAAGGAGCGCCUGCAGAUUGAGAAGGAGCGGUUGCGGCACGUUGACCUGGAGCGUGAGCGCCUUCAGAUUGAGAAGGAGCGACUUCAGCUAGAGUGGGAGAAACUCAGGCUAGAGACUCUGCAUGCUGAAAAACCUGCCCUGGAAAAUGACCUCACGCAAACUGAAAAACCUAUCAUGCAGCCUCUGGAUCUAGAAACUGAAAAGUUAAAACUUGAAAAAGAACGUUUGCAGUUAGAGAAAGAGAGGCUGCAGUUCCUAAAGUUUGAGUCAGAAAAGCUGCAGAUUGAGAAGGAGCGCUUGCAAGUGGAGAAGGAGCGCCUUCGAAUUCAGAGAGAGGGUCACUUGCAGUGAACAUCUCAGCUAAGGUGUCAACGUUAGUGUUUUGAUGUUUCUAAAUUAGAAGUAGUUCUUUCCUUGAUACUGAAACUGUCCUAGAGGCUUAACAUUCUUCUGUUCAGAGUUGAAUGUUGAUGUUAAACUGAAAAAAAAAAUGGUGCUCAAUAUGUCAGUGUGCCUACAUAAAUGACCUUAUGUGUGAAGUUGCUUUUCAAUGUAUCAGAAUUUAAGUGUUACGUUCUCUUGUCUUCAGUAUUGUGCUGUAUUAGUUUGGUAUCCUUCCCUCACAGGGGCCUUGAGAAGAGUCCAGGCUGAACCUUGUACUUUUUGUCACUAUACUAACAGGAAGGAAGGAUCAGAAUAAAUCAUUGUUUGCUGUGAGGAUAUAGUGCUGACAAUAGCCUAUAUGGUAAAGAAGUAUAAUUUCGGCAGAACACAGGAAUACGAAGUCAUUAUGAGAGCGAUUCAUUACAUUUUAUUCCCUCCCCCCCUUUUUUUCUCCAUCCCCAUAAUUGGGGAAAAACAGUUGAAGAGUUAUCUAGAAGUUAAAGUGCAAGUUAAAUUCAUUGCAGUUGUGUUCACUGUUGUUCCAUGGCUUGAACUGAAUGGGAGUGCAGAAAAUAGGUUUGAGUUUUUAUGGUGGUUCUUUUUUUGGGACAUAUUCAUAUUAGGCAAAGUUACACAUUGGCCGUACACACUAUCACCAGGCCAUUAAUAAUGCUGCAUGGAGUAGAGCACCUGUGUUAGCAUAGGACAGGGAUUUACUGAUUGAUCAGGCGUGCUGUCUAAUGAGUCUGAUGACCCUCUGAAGGAAAUUGCUAGACCUUGUUUGUCCUUGGAAGGCAGUAGCUGGUGAUAGGAAUCUCAGAAAUGGAGACUGAGCACAACCCAAGAACCUCUGAGCUUGAACACUUCUACACUCAUUGCUGGUUCUGCCUGGCCAGUGCCAAGGUCUGGCUGCAAGGCAGCCAGAAGAGACUUCUGUGGCUCUCUGUGUAAUAUAUUUUAAUUAAACAAACAGAAAUGGUCAGUGCUGAAGGCUGUUAGUUUUUUUCGUAGGCAAUGUAGUCAUAUAACAAAAAAAAAAAAAAGCCAAGGAAGGAAGCUUUCUAUUAUUUCAUAUAGGUUUAAAUCCCAACUGAGCCAGGCUUCACCUCUCUCAUGCCAGUAACUGUCUUGUUAACUCCAUUGGAAAUGUAGAACUGUGGGAAUACUAAGUCUAAACAUAUGUUGAGUGACUUAGGUGAAUUUGUGUGCAAGUAAAUAAUAUUUAUACCACUACAGGUUUACUUUUAUUCUGCAAAGAUUAUUUUUUUAUUACUGAAACAAGUGUGCUUCUACAGUGGAAAUAAAUUUGACUACUACACUCCAAAA